Lolium rigidum is the source of this 2153-nucleotide messenger RNA. RefSeq names its product putative cysteine-rich receptor-like protein kinase 20. NCBI's taxonomy places the organism in Eukaryota, Viridiplantae, Streptophyta, Magnoliopsida, Poales, Poaceae. The transcript has 7 exons. The record is from RefSeq and is a predicted model, not a curated record. Bases 31 to 1977 code for a protein of 648 amino acids. Gene Ontology annotation, molecular function: ATP binding; protein kinase activity. Gene Ontology annotation, biological process: protein phosphorylation.
CAAGCCAGCAGUUCUCACUACCCUAUAGCCAUGACAGUCAUCCUGCUGCUCCUGCUAAGCAGCCUCACACCAUUCACGACGGCCGCCUAUGUAUUCUGCGACAAUCUUAAUGUUGUCGCCGCCACCCUCCCCAACAAAACUGCCUCUUCUCCGGUACACUUCGCCACCGCCACCUUUGGCAAAGCCCCGGAUGUCGUCUACGCGCUCGCGAUCUGCCGUGGCGACAUGCUCAACCACUCCGCCUGCGCUGAGUGCGUCGCCGACAAGUUCAACAGAAUGCAGAAUGCUACGCCACCAGAGGAGCUCCCCUGCUACAAGAUCAACUCCUACUACCUCGACUGCAUCGUCGGCUACAGCGAGGAUGACAUCCUAGCGGCACCCCCAGAUACCGUCGACCCCUUCGAGAGGUGGAAUUAUAAGAACUUCACCGGCGAUGUGCCCCUCAUUACCGGCCUCACCAACGAUCUGCUGGUGGAGACCAUGGUGAAGGCAGCCAGCAUGACGCCAAGGCGGUUCGCCACAGGCGUCAUGGACAGCGGCACCACCUUUCCGAUGGUGUACUCCCUGGCGCAGUGCACGCCGGACCUCUCAUCAAGUGAUUGUCUGGUGUGCCUACGUGGCCUCCUCAAUAUGGUCAACUCCACCAUGGCCCUGCGCAUGGGAGGACAGAUGGGUGUCAUACGGUGUUAUUUCAGGUAUGAAGCGUCUCAUUUCUACGACAGCCAACCCAUGAUAAGUCUUGGUCCACCCGCUCCAGCUCCGAUCACGACGAAGCACAAGAGGCGUAUGAGCAAGCUGUGGGUAAUUCCCAUAGUUUUAGUACCUCUAGCAGCAGCAGCAUUUCUCUGCUUCAUCUUACACUUUCGUCGCCUCACAAACCAACGGAAAGGCAAAGUGAUGAGAUUACAACGAUCAAGGCGUUCCAAUGAUUUGGAAGGAGAGGAGCAACUAGUAUGGCAAGGGAAUAAUUCAGAGUUUUCGAUGUUCGACUUCGAACAACUAAUGGAGGCCACAAAUAGUUUUUCAGCAGAAAACAAACUUGGACAAGGUGGAUUUGGUUCUGUCUACAAGGGCCUAUUACCCGGCGGAUUGGAUAUAGCAGUCAAGAGGCUUGCUUCAGAUUCAGGACAAGGUUUCAUAGAGUUCAGAAAUGAAGUCCAUCUUAUAGCCAAAUUCCAACACAGAAAUUUGGUUAGGCUCUUUGGAUGUUGCUCUGAAGAAGAGGAGAAAAUCUUGGUUUAUGAAUACUUGCCGAACAAAAGCCUAGACUUCUUCAUCUUCGAUAAAAAUAGAAGAGCUUUACUGGAAUGGUCCAAAAUUGUGGAAAUAAUUGAAGGAAUAGCACAUGGACUUCUCUACUUGCAUAAGCACUCCCGCUUGUGUGUCAUACACCGAGACCUCAAACCAGGCAACAUACUAUUAGACAGUGAAAUGAAUCCAAAAAUUUCAGACUUUGGGCUUGCAAAAAUAUUCAGCUCAAAUAACACGGAAGGAAACACUACAAGAAGAGUUGUUGGUACAUACGGCUACAUGGCACCUGAAUAUGCUUCGGAUGGCGUCUUCUCUGCUAAAUCCGAUGUCUUCAGUUUUGGUGUAGUUCUUUUUGAGAUCCUUAGCGGAAAAAGGAACUCUGGUAGCCAACAAUGCGGAGAUUUUAUCAAUCUCCUUGGAUAUGCAUGGCAAUUAUGGCGAGAGGAAAGGUGGAUUGAUCUCAUUGAUGGAUCACUUUUUCCAAACAGUCACUCUACGAAGAUGAUGAGGUGCAUUAACAUAGCACUGUUGUGUGUCCAAGAGAAUGCAGUCGAUCGACCAACCAUGGCAGAUGUUGUUGCAAUGCUAAACAAUGAUAACAGGAUCAUGGCCGAGCCAAAGCAUCCAGCAUAUUUUAAUAUAAGGGUUGGGAAUGAAGAGACAUCCGGUGCAGCUGAAUCAUGCAGUAUUAAUAAUAUUACGAUGUCUGUUUCAGUUCCUAGAUAGAUCUAGGUUUCCUCGUUUCAUGUGCUUUUUGCUAUCCCAAUCUUGUAUUCAUGAUACCCUAACCAUUCUAUAAUGUGUAAACUUAAGUGUUGUUACAGAUAUGAGAUUAUGUACUUCGAGAAGUAUAAAAAACGCUUCCCAGUAGGAUUAAUAUAGAAUUUGUUAUUUUUACUUUA